AUGGAUUGCUCAGCGAAGAGGGAGGUGGAAGAGGGCAUGGAAGAGGGAGGGCAUGAAUCGGAAAGGAUGCAUGAAUCGGAAGGGCUGGUGCAUGAAUCGGAAUCAGAACCUAACUUAGCCGAAAAUUCCUCUGGUUUCAACAUAUCGGCUGUUUAUAAAGAUGAGACAGAAGCAUAUGAAUGUUUUUGCACUUAUGCUCACGAUAAUGGCUUUAGUGUUCGAAAGGAUCAUCACAGUUUUUGGCCAAAUUCGAAGGACUUUUUUUGUUCAAAAGCUAGUUUCAAGAAAAGUGAUUAUCAUAAUUCAGGAAAGAGAAAGAGAUUCACUAGACCAGUUGUCAGAACUGGUUGUCCAGCCAUGGUGAGGUUUAUCACAGAUGAAGAUGGUUACUGGCAUGUCAAAAGAUUUAUUGAAUCCCACAACCAUGAAUUAGCUAGCCCAGCCGACCGACACCUUUUAAGAUCAUGUAGGAAUAUCAUUGAGAAAAAAGCUUCCGUCCUAAAAUCGAUGACAGAUGCAGGGAUUAGAACCGUUGAUGCAUAUGCCUACCUUGCAGAGGAAGUUGGUGGAUGUGAGAAUGUCGGAUUCUCUAAGAGGGAUGCCUACAAUUUUAUUCAGAAGGAGAAAAGAGCAAGGAUUGAAAUUGGUGACACUAUUAUUUGA
Molecule: messenger RNA, 663 nt
Organism: Dendrobium catenatum
Lineage: Eukaryota; Viridiplantae; Streptophyta; Magnoliopsida; Asparagales; Orchidaceae
Product: protein FAR1-RELATED SEQUENCE 5-like
Exons: 2
Coding region: 1-663 (220 amino acids)
Source: RefSeq, a predicted model, not a curated record